Xenopus laevis (African clawed frog) is the source of this 1588-nucleotide messenger RNA. RefSeq lists its product as uncharacterized. Gene Ontology annotation, cellular component: membrane. The record is from RefSeq and is a predicted model, not a curated record. Gene Ontology annotation, molecular function: structural constituent of myelin sheath. Lineage: Eukaryota; Metazoa; Chordata; Amphibia; Anura; Pipidae. The transcript is spliced from 4 exons. Bases 260 to 1213 code for a protein of 317 amino acids. Gene Ontology annotation, biological process: myelination.
GUGCUUGCCUGACUUUUUGUAAUGGUAAACAAUCUAUGAACUGCCUCUUCCUCAGUAGAAAGACCAGUCUCACCUGUUUCCCUGAAACUACUUCUAACUUAAAGUUUCACCUACAUUAGUCUGGCAAGGGAGAAGCAGAUACUCUCAUGGAUGGGAACAAUAAUUGAGGCUGUACUUCUAAAUCUUGCUGAAAGCAAGCAGUAUGUAACUGCUGGUACUCUUAAUCGAGAAGACUGAUCUAGCAUCCCUAUGUAAAGUAAUGGCUCGGGUACCGCCAUCCCAGAGAUCCUCUCGCAAAAAUUGGGAACAGCCUAAUUCCCAUAGAGCAUCACAAACGAACCAACCGAAGUCAGCACACGACAGAAGGUCCCAAGCUUCAAACGGCAGGCUCUCCCAACACCAUAAGAAUGUGCGGCCUCCUACUGCUCAUUCAAAUUCAAGAUCUCCUGUGGAAUCUUCAAGCCGCUCCAGGCGUCCUUCUCAUCAUUUAGAAGAUAAGUCUGGAAAAUGUUCACAGAUAUGUACAAUAAGAGGAAUCCUGCAGAUUGUGGAAAUCAUGACAGGUAUACUGGUUCUGAUUUGUGUGAUUGCAUCUUAUGCAGUGAUAACCGGCUAUACAUCGGCAGCUGGCUUUGGCUCAUUUAGCAUAGACUCUGCAUACAGCCCCUUUGAAGGCAACGAGCUGAAGCAGGUGCGGGAUUUGGACAUGCAGUACAGUCAGUUGAGAGUACCUGGAAUUUAUGGUGGAGUCCCUUUCAUUCUGCUGCUCUGUGGACUUACAAUCUUUUUUCUUAUGGUGGGUUCAAAACCAAUGCAUUGGGUAAACAUCCGCAUACUUUUUGCAGAGUUUAUUUUUGAUAUAGUGGCUUGCAUCGGUUACAUUGUUGCAGUUGGCCUUUAUCUACAUUUUAUUAAGCAGGUCAACUCUACUGAUGUCUGUAAGACAAGAGAACGUCUUUAUGCAGGCCGUGGUUACACCUGGAUGAACUGUGAGGUGCAGGGUGGAGAUGCGGCUGUGGCACUAUUUGGUUUUAUAGCUGCUUGUUUGUACCUUCCAAGUGCCAUUAUGUGUGCUCUUUACAUCAAAACAGUUCGUGAAUUUCAAAAGAACCACCUAACUCAUGAAUACCCACGUAACUCCUUUAAAGAGAGAGACCACAAUGGCAGUCGUAACCCAGAAGAGGAGCUGUUUCACCCAAGUACAUUUGUGUAAAAAUAUGCUACAUACCUACAGUGUAGUCUUUCUUCUAAACUUCAUUUAUAAUGUUUGUUUAAUAAUCUAGGACUGAAUACACAUAUAUGGAUAUGUCAGCAUUUUAAAUGGCAUUUCUUACCAUUUGCAUUUGUGCUUUUUGGCUGUGUUCCACUGGGGUGAAAACGUAUAUAUUCAAUAAUGUAAUAAACCUGUCUUUGGAAAGUGGAAUUUCAGAGCAGGGACUGGUGUUGUUGCACAUCACCAUACCCUGAAAUGCAGCUCUGUAUGGUCAAAGUUCAUGUGUUCAGUCUGUUGAAUAUAUGGUUUUACGAAGGACAUUAUUAUAAAGCUAGCACAGCAAUAAUAAACACUUUAUUUGUUUUCUGUAUAAAA